AUGAUCAACCAGACGGGAAUGCUGGGCGAAGGUACGCACGAGACCUUACAGAUCCGCCGUCCAUCCGUUGCUAACCCGUGGCAGAUGGCAUUCACAUCGACAUGAACCACCUCAAGUCUGGCGAGGUCAACCUCGGUACCUCGAUCAUGGCCAUCAACUUCAAGGACGGCGUCAUACUCGGCGCAGACAGCAGGACCACCACCGGCGCAUACAUUGCAAACAGAGUAACCGACAAGCUCACACAAGUACACGACACGAUAUGGUGCUGUCGGUCUGGCUCUGCGGCAGACACCCAGGCAGUUGCGGAUAUUGUGCAGUACCACCUGGGCAUGUACGGCAUCACGAAUGACGAAGCUCCCACCACACAGACCGCUGCGGCAUUGUUUCAAGAGCUGUGCUACGAUAACAAGGACAUGCUGAGCGCGGGCAUCAUCAUUGCUGGGUGGGACCAUAGGCAUGGUGGACAGGUCUACUCCAUCCCGCUUGGAGGCUCCCUACAUAAGCAGGCGUAUGCCAUCGGUGGUUCAGGCUCAACAUACAUCUACGGUUACUGCGACGCGAAUUGGCGGGAAGGCAUGACAGAGGAGGAGGGCAUCGGCUUCGUCAAGGGCGCGUUACGGGAGGCGAUCAAGUGGGAUGGCAGUUCCGGAGGUGUGAUCCGCAUGGUGGUCCUGACAGCGAAAGGCGCGGUGCGGCACCUGUACCUACCCGAUCGCGACUACAGCGGUCCAGGCACAGACAAGCCGUAG
This is a messenger RNA of Lecanosticta acicola, 749 nucleotides long. The record is from the annotation of a GenBank genome assembly. NCBI's taxonomy places the organism in Eukaryota, Fungi, Ascomycota, Dothideomycetes, Mycosphaerellales, Mycosphaerellaceae.